Podarcis muralis (Common wall lizard) is the source of this 5823-nucleotide messenger RNA. The record is from RefSeq and is a predicted model, not a curated record. NCBI's taxonomy places the organism in Eukaryota, Metazoa, Chordata, Lepidosauria, Squamata, Lacertidae.
CUAGUUGGCUGGAGAAUGGAGAAAUGCGUGCUUGGAAGAGAGGUGUACACCUCCAACAACCAGCUAGGUGGGAUCCAGAUCAUGCACAACAACGGGGUGACCCAUAGCACAGUAUGCGACGACUUCGAAGGGGUCUACACCAUUCUUCAAUGGCUGUCUUACAUGCCAAAGAGCGUUUUCAGCCCAGUCCCAAUGAUCACCGUCAAGGACCCGAUAGAUAGAGCCGUUGACUUUGUUCCCACCAAGACACCUUAUGAUCCUCGCUGGAUGCUGGCUGGACGCCCUAACCCAGCUCAGAAGGGCCAGUGGCUCUCUGGAUUCUUUGACUACGGCUCCUUUUCGGAGAUCAUGCAGCCGUGGGCUCAGACAGUUGUGGUUGGCAGAGCCAGGCUGGGUGGAAUACCUGUUGGAGUGGUUGCGGUUGAAACCCGGACAGUGGAGCUGACCAUUCCUGCAGACCCUGCAAACCUGGACUCAGAAGCCAAGAUUAUCCAGCAGGCUGGCCAGGUGUGGUUUCCUGACUCAGCCUUCAAGACGGCUCAAGCAAUAAAGGAUUUCAACCGGGAAGGGCUGCCGCUGAUGGUCUUUGCAAACUGGAGAGGCUUCUCUGGAGGAAUGAAAGACAUGUACGACCAGGUGUUGAAAUUCGGGGCCUACAUCGUGGACGGUUUGCGGGAGUACAGGCAGCCUGUCCUUGUUUACAUCCCGCCCCAAGCGGAGCUGAGAGGAGGCUCUUGGGUGGUGAUCGACCCCACCAUUAACCCCCGGCACAUGGAGAUGUACGCAGAUCGGGAAAGCAGAGGAGGGGUUCUGGAGCCCGAAGGCACAGUGGAAAUCAAGUUCCGAAAGAAAGAUUUGGUGAAGACAAUGAGGCGUGUGGAUCCCAUCUAUGUGCGUCUGGCAGAACGACUUGGCACCCCGGAGCUAAGCCCAGCUGAGCGGAAGGAACUGGAGACCAAGCUGAAGGAACGGGAGGAAUUCCUAAUUCCCAUUUACCAUCAGGUAGCAGUGCAGUUUGCUGACUUGCACGACACGCCCGGCCGGAUGCAGGAGAAGGGUGUCAUUACGGAUAUUUUGGAGUGGAAAACAUCCCGCACUUUCUUUUACUGGAGGCUCCGGCGCCUUCUCCUUGAGGAUCUGGUCAAGAAGAAAAUCCAUGAUGCCAACCCAGAACUGACAGAUGGCCAGAUCCAAGCCAUGCUAAGACGCUGGUUUGUGGAAGUUGAGGGCACGGUCAAGGCGUACUUGUGGGAUAACAACAAAGACCUGGUGGAGUGGCUGGAGAAGCAGCUGACCGAGGAAGAAGGUGCCCGCUCGGUGGUGGAUGAAAACAUCAAAUAUAUCUCUCGGGACUACAUCCUCAAGCAGAUACGGAGUUUGGUGCAGGCCAACCCGGAGGUCGCCAUGGAUUCCAUCGUCCACAUGACCCAGCAUAUAUCAUCGACGCAGCGAGCUGAGAUCGUGCGCAUUCUCUCCACCAUGGACGCGCCUGCUUCAACGUAAGCAGGCAAGGCUGGAAGGAAAAGGUGCCCUGCCAUUUUGCUCCUGCCUUCAUCCAUGUACCUUGUCUCCCAGCAGGGGAAAUGCUGGGAAAGGACUUCUUAAUUAUUUUCUUCUUUUUUGUGUCUUUUUUUAAACUCAGACUUGAAUUUCAGAGUAGUCAUGCGAGACUUCAGGAAUGCAGGCUCCCCCCACAAACGUAACUUAUGGAUGUCGUACCGUAGUCCCUAUUUAUUUAACAAAGUGUAAACUGGACUUGCACCUCAGUCACUGUUGUGACUUCCAAUGAGAUCAUGAAAGGUACCCUGGUACCAUGAGGUCUUAAAUCAAGGGUGGGGCCGGGGUGUGACCACAGGGGCCUUCAGCAGAACCCCACCCCCACCCCAAGCUUUUCAUCUCGUGUACACUUUUUGUCCAUUGUGUCGGUUACUUGACUUUUCCCAACCUUCCAAAUGCAAAAGAUCCCGUGUUUGUCAGCCGUAUUUGGCAGCGGGGUGGUAGCGCCACCCCUAAAAGGGAGGCCCACAGCACCUGUUCUAAACUGGUUUAGACUCCUAUCGUCUCUCUCUCCCUGCUGGUGGCGAGGUCAUCCCCACUUCAUGCACAAAGUUUAAAUCAUCGCCCUUUUUUUAGGUCAUAUUAUUAGUUCUCUCUGUGCACGAUUGAUUGGCCAUCAGAUGUUUCAUUUCUGCGUUCAUGCAAUAAACCUAGGAAAGCCAGUCUGCAGGGUGGAUAAAAAGCUCUGCAAUGCUAAAAUAGUCAGAAAACAGUGUUUAUAAGAGGCUCCAGCCUUUGAUGGGAGAGGUUUCCCUUCAUUAUAUUGGACUUAGAGAAAUCUGAGGGCAUUUCUGUUUCAUAUGAAAGUUAUUUUGCAAGGUGACUGGGGCAUGAUCCCAUCUGAAAUCAUUCUGCCUUUUGCAGCAGAACGAACAAGGGCCACCCCAGCUAUAUAUCCCUUGUCCAUAAAGUGUAGCACAGACUUCCCCAAGCUGGUGCCCUCAAUAUGAUUCUGACGACAUCUCCCAUCAGUCCCUGCAUCACGUGGCUGUGCUACCUGAAUUGAGCCUAACUUUCCUUACAGCCUGGCUCUACCAUGAAGCUUUCAUGGAGCACAGCGUCUUGCCAUUCAGUCAGGAGCAGUCAACAUGGUGCUGUUCAGAUGUCCCUGGCCUCCACCUCCACAUCAGCCUCAGACAUCGUUCUUGGGUGUGGUGGAAGGUAUAGUUCAGCAAUGUGGGAGGGCACUGUGUUGGCCACCCCUGAAAGUAGGGGGCAUGGACUUGAAGUUGUUCCUGUACAGUAAACCCCACAGGUGCCUAUCCUUGCCUUCAAUUCCUUACAUACUUUGCUGGCAGUGCUGUCAAUUUGUAAGCUAGAAGUGGCACUUGCUUCUGUAAAUCAACACUUGCGGCCUUGGUGGGUGGUGGACCGGCUGGCUUGCGCCAGAGGACCUAACCUUGAACAGGUGGAGCAGAAAGGUAAAGCUGAGCAUCUCCUGCCCCAUUGGGUACAGGACACCCUUUUGUGUUGUCUCUUAAGACAGGGGGGAGGUAGGAAAAAAUGCAGCCUUGCGGGGGUGGUAACUGGCCUGCAUCUAAGCACUGCCGGCUGAGCAGCACUUUCGCCAAGGCACCAAUUCAGGGAGCUACGCUAGCGCAAUAGCAGGAAUUCACCUGCACACCUGUGGCCUUGCUUUUUUGGAGGGUCAGGUUGCCCAUUGGCAGCAGGGGGAUGGAGCAGAAUACAUAUGCUACGCUCGGUCAGGCUUGCCUUCCCUACAGCCACCAGCCUCUGCUGGAUCAGUCCAGUGGCUCAUCUGAGCCAGCAUCCUGUUCUUACAGUGGCCAAUGAGACGUCCCAAUAGGAAGUCCCAAAGCAGGAUGUCUGAUGGCUAACAAAGGGCCUACACACACAUACACCUCAAAUCUUGUGUGGGUGAGGAGGAAAUAAAAUAAAAGCAUGGAGAGUGAAGGAAACCACUCUCCAUUUAUCCCUCCCCCCUACGAUCAUGAGCGUACCUGGCUUUCGGGAAGGCAGUUGGGGGGCUCUGGCAAGGUCCUAGAGCCCUCACACUCCUUCCCAAAGCUGGGCAAGCACUUCUUAGGCUUUGGGAAGGCGGUGGGAAGAUUCUGGGACCCUGGCAGAGCCCUCACACCCCCUUCCCAAAAACCAGGUAAGCACCCCUCCACUUUAUGGGGAGGGGCAGUUCCUGGCUUUCUGCGUUUCUGCAUAUACAGAUGGACCCUUGGAAGCCAAUCCUUGUGUAAGACGCAAGUGACCCGCAAUGCUACACCAAUGUAAGAGGAGAUGCUACUCACAGGCUGGUGGAUCCAGGUGUUGAGCCUUUGAUGACACUUCCAGAUAGGAUGACAGCCAUUAUUGCACCAGUUCACCAACUUGGGAGGGGGGGGCGUUUCAUGAAGGAGAAACACAGCUUUAAAUGAGUCACCCCACCACCAUGCAAUAAAAUAAUACUUUGUGCAAAAUCAGUUUUAAGAAAUGCUGUGUUCUUUCCCCCUCAUUACAAGGAAUUAAAUUAAUACGCGUGUUCCAGCCAAUUGCAAAAGCGGGUAGGGAUCAAAUUUUGUAAGGUGGGGACAUGCUAGAUAUGGGUUCUCUUGGAAGCCCUGUGGCAUGCUAUCUUUGGGCAGAUGCCUGGAUCUGGGGGAAGCCAGCUCCAAUCCAAAAAAGGUCUGCAACCCCACUUACCUACGAGUAAGCCUCAUUGAAUUCAAUAUAUUUCCCUCCACAAAAAUCCUAUCCUGCCCUUCUUCCCAAAAGAGCAGAGGGGGGCAAUCACCAAAGCAUUAAAACAAUUUUUUAAAAGCUAUUAAAAUAGCAAGUAAUCUGAAACUUACUUCAGAGUGAGUCCCAUUGAAAGGAAGAGCUGGCUACCACAACCUCAAGUCCCACUGCUUUCAGUUAAAGAAGCUUGCAUACCCUGAAAUGAAAGGGGGGAGAUGGGCAUGACCCAGUACCACAUAGACACACAUCCAAGAGCCAAGGUUCUUGACCGCAGUGCCCUCUGCCAAGCAGACAUCCUGAGUGGGUUGCCUUGUAAGGGUCCCUAAGGCAGCUACAGGGUUAUUGAUAAAAUAUUGCAGUUCAGAAAAUAAUGGAAAGUGUCUGAAAAGGACAGCUGCUAAGGACUUUUAGCACUGUGCUUUGAACCCUAUGGAAGGAGCUGGCUCCUAACAUUCCUGAAAAAAGAGACUUUCGACCUGCAUUCUCAUUACCUGCCUCUUGAGGAUUCAAUGCAGCUGGCACCAACUUGGGACCCUCCAGAUGUUUUGGGCUACCAUUCCCACUGGGAGUCAAUUCAAAACAUCUGGGGGCACCAGGCUGGCAAACACUGGUUUAGUGUCUUCCCUUUUUAAACAGCUUCUUGUUUACGUCACUAAAGGAAACCUAAGCCUUGCCCAAAUACUUUCCAGGAGAGAGAACGUCAGCUGAGCGUAACUCUAGGAUGUUAACUGUAGUAAACGCGCGGCCACUUUUCUCUCUCUCUAAACGACACGUCAGAAAGGCCAAGGACUCGCUACCCAGCAAAUCCCCACAACUGGUUCUGCACUGCCAGAUGAGUCCCAUUCCCCUGCAGCAAUCGCCCAAUCUGGAGGGGUUACCUGCACUGAUGCACAUGCCACAAAAAAGAGCACAUUUGUGCUCUCUCCUCUGCAGCAACCAGCUUCAAUAAUCCAGUCUGGUGACGAUGCCGUGGCCUUCAAGUCAGCCACCCACCGUGUCUUGGGAUCCUUGCCUUCCACUGCCUCCAAAAAGAACUGCGGUGGAAACAGGAACUCUAACCCAAUGGAGGAUUAUCAGCAAAUGUUAAUAAAUGCAUCAUACCUGCCGCUGGCCACACAAUGCUGAUUGGGACCAGGGUGGGGGCAGAUGGGCGAAGGUGAGAGCACAUGCUCUGCCCCCCCCCCCCCAUUUUCUGGAGAGAACAAAACAUUUAAAACUGGGUUUGCCAACCUGUUGGGACCAGCAAGCACACUGGAAAGAAAGUGCUGUGAGCGCCAGUUACAAAAUGGCUGCUGUGGGGUGUGGCCUAACACAAAAUGGAUUAUUUACUUUUGAUGGGUAGCAUGUGAGGUACUGGCAGGCACAUUGGUGUCGUGGUGGGGAGCCCUGAUUUAAAAGAUGCUGUUCUCAUUAAGUCUGUAGCAGAAAUACAGGCAGCGGAGGGGACAAGUGGAGAGAGAGCCCAGUUGAACCAUCCGACAGAAGUAUUAACUGAUGUAUGUCUUGGGACAACUUGUGGUGCUGAUGUUUAUUUCACUUACCUCAAGUUUCUUUUAAUAAAAAAAAUUCCAACCAUCA